This is a messenger RNA of Cylicocyclus nassatus, 549 nucleotides long. The record is from the annotation of a GenBank genome assembly. Lineage: Eukaryota; Metazoa; Nematoda; Chromadorea; Rhabditida; Strongylidae.
AUGCUUCUCAAUUUUUUGCUGGUUCUGGUCCUGAGUAUCGCUGCGGUGUCCGCUUGCGGUUGUUUUGAUAACUGUUUUUCGUCACGGUCACGAAAGGAGGAAGCUUAUAGCGAAGCUCUCAAGUUUUGUAAAAGCAAGUGCGCGAGCUAUUUUCGUGUCCGUGGUACUGAUUAUAUUCAAGCAUUUUACCCAUACUCCUGUCUGGAGGAAUGCAUGGCAGAACGUAACCAAACAUACAGACGUCCAGACCAUGAGCCAAAACAAGACCAAACAAGCUGCCAGAAAGAAACAAACGCUAAGUCGUCCACUUGUGGUUGUUUCGGUGGCUUGUUUUCGUGGUUUGAACCACAUCCAGCAAUGAAACUUUUUGAAAAGGCUAAUAAAGAGUGUACAAAGGAGUGCAUGGAAUCCGUUCCGUCAACCGUAAUACGUAUACUGACCGGAAUACCAAAUGGUUUUCGUCGCAAUGACACUUGCAUGAAGGACUGUAUGGAGAGAAAGCGCCUCGAAUACAUACCUCUUAAGAAUGAGACUAAACGGUUGGAAUAA